AUGGCUCGACUAACAAAAUCCAAUGCUUCUGCAGAUGCAAUCCGUGCCUGUGUAGCGACUAAAACUCGAUUGAUUCAAGCUGGAAAAAACAUCAAACAGCAAGUUCAAGCAACAGAAGAAACUCUAUCAAAACUACAUAAUGACUUGUUUAACGAAGCAAAACACUUGCCCAAUGAUGUGCAUCCAAGUGUUCCUGUUGGCGAUGAGUCCAAAGCUGUUUUGGUUGAUACGAUUGGUUCUCCACGUACAUUGGAAUCCAAUCUACUCAUGGGAUCGCAAUCACCACUUAAAACUCAUCUGACAUUGGCAGAAUUACAUGAUAUGGUAGAUAUUGAUCGAGCAGGAAAAGUAUCUGGGAGCAGAUUUUAUUAUCUGCGCAAUGCUGGUGCAAUGCUAGAAAUGGCGCUAGUUCGCUAUGCUAUGGAUAUAUGUAUACAGAGAGGAUUUACGCCUGUUCUCGUUCCUGAUUUGAUUCGUCAUGAAGUACUUGAAGCGUGUGGAUUUAGUCCCAGAAGUGACGAUCCACAGACUUAUUACGUAUCGACAUGUGUGCCAGGUAAAGACAUUACCAAUACUGACAAUCCCAUGACACUGUGUCUUUCUGCGACUGCAGAGUUUCCUCUUGCAGGAAAAUACGCAGGUGAGGUACUCGACCAUCUUCCAAUCAACAUGUCAGGCAUGGGUCGUGCUUUUCGUGCCGAGGGUCUAUCUGGAUCUACCAAUCGUGGAUUAUACCGAGUGCAUCAAUUCACAAAAGUCGAGCUGUUUACAUUGGCACGACCAACCGAAAGCAUGAAUGUGUUUCACCACUUUAUUCAGAUUCAAAAAGAAAUCUUUCAAGGGCUCGAGAUUUGCUUUCGGAUUUUGAAUAUGCCUACCGAGGAAUUGGGUGCACCUGCAUAUAUCAAGUACGACAUGGAAGCAUGGAUGCCAGGUCGAAACGCUUGGGGAGAGAUUUCAAGCACAUCUAACUGCACAGAUUAUCAAUCACGACGACUAAAUAUUCGCUGUUUUCCGCAAUCCGGCGCAUCCAACGAGUCGUCAAAUGCACCAGACGUAGAUACGCACACGGCAACAGAGUUUGUUCAUACAAUAAAUGGUACAGCUUGUGCUGUACCCAGACUCAUGAUUGCUUUACUGGAAACCCAUCAGUUGCCAGAUGGAAGCAUUCGCAUUCCAGAAAAACUAAGAAAGUAUUUCCUUGGUGCUCAUGUGGAUGUUUUGCCUGUUGGUAAACGGAUUGAUCAACUUAUGGCUCAAUCUACAUCCGCCAAAUAA
Messenger RNA from Batrachochytrium dendrobatidis JAM81, 1278 nucleotides. RefSeq lists its product as uncharacterized. The coding region runs from base 1 to 1278 and encodes 425 amino acids. The transcript has 3 exons. Gene Ontology annotation, molecular function: ATP binding; tRNA binding; serine-tRNA ligase activity. The record is from RefSeq and is a predicted model, not a curated record. Lineage: Eukaryota; Fungi; Chytridiomycota; Chytridiomycetes; Rhizophydiales. Gene Ontology annotation, biological process: mitochondrial seryl-tRNA aminoacylation. Gene Ontology annotation, cellular component: mitochondrion.